This is a messenger RNA of Saccoglossus kowalevskii, 999 nucleotides long. RefSeq names its product U2 small nuclear ribonucleoprotein A'-like. Gene Ontology annotation, biological process: mRNA splicing, via spliceosome. Gene Ontology annotation, cellular component: U2 snRNP. NCBI's taxonomy places the organism in Eukaryota, Metazoa, Hemichordata, Enteropneusta, Harrimaniidae. Gene Ontology annotation, molecular function: U2 snRNA binding. The record is from RefSeq and is a predicted model, not a curated record.
GUUCGUAGGUACUUGUAUUGAAUGAUUGAGUGUGUGGAUAAUCGGACUGAAAACUUGCAAUUCUAGCUACCUUUUUUCAACCGAACCGCGGUUAGAGACACAUUGCACUGACGUUCCACCGUCUAACAUUGCUUGUGAAUCUAAAAACCUAUACAUUCGUUGAAAUAUGGUGAAGUUGACGCCGGAGUUGAUUCAAACCUCAGCACAACACACGAAUCCAGUGCGGGACCGGGAACUGGAUCUGAGAGGGUACAAGAUUCCAGUGAUUGAAAACUUGGGAGCUACACUGGACCAGUUUGAUUGUAUUGAUCUGUCUGAUAAUGAUAUCCGUAAAAUUGAUGGUUUUCCUCUUCUAAAACGACUUAGAUGUCUACUCCUGAACAAUAACAGAGUAUGUCGAUUUGCCGAAAAUCUGCAAGAAAAUUUACCUCAAAUAGAAGAGCUUAUUCUGACAAAUAACAGUGUUCAGGAAUUGGGUGAUCUCGACCCACUGGCUAGUGUUAAAACCCUGCGAGUUUUGAGUUUGUUAAAUAAUCCAGUUAUAAGCAAGAAACAUUACCGCCUGUAUGUCAUAAGCAAACUACCACAACUCAAGUUAUUGGAUUUCCAGAAAAUCAGAAUGAAGGAAAGAGAACAAGCUAGGAAGGUAUUCAAGGGACAGAAAGGACAUCAGUUAGCGAAAGACAUCGGAAAAAAAUCACAAACGUUUAUACCAGGAGCUGGAUUAGUAGAGAAGAAGACUGGUCCGUCUGUUGAUGAUGUGGCCGCCAUCAGAGAAGCCAUUGCUAAUGCCAAGACACUUGAGGAAGUAGAACGAUUGAAUCAAAUGUUACGAACUGGACACAUACCCGGCAAAGAUAAGAGAAAACCUGAUAAGAAAGAAGGUAAAAUUAAAUGACCAAACACUAGCAUUUAAAUACGUUUGACAUCAAAAGUAUUGAAUUCACUACUUUCAUGUACUAUGUUAUGCCAUCUACAUCUAUAAUGGUAAAGUUGCAG